AUGGUAGCUAAAGAAGCAAUUUCCUAUCUUUGGAGAAAUUUCCUAUGGAAAGGUAGCUGCGGUAUAAAAGGGUCUCACUUAAUCAACUGGUCAACAGUUACAAAGCCUAAGGAGGAGGGUGGGCUGGGUAUCUCGAGACUCCAAGUAACAAAUCAAGCUCUCUUAUCUAAGUGGCUUUGGCGCUACUAUUCGGAGCCUAAUUCACUUUGGAGGAGGUUAAUCCAUAUCAAGUAUAAAGGUAAACACCCAGGGGACCUUCCAUCAAACAUUUCCUUUAGCUCCUCAAAAGCCCCGUGGAGAUCUAUUAUCAACAACAUUGACUGGUUCAAAAGUAAUCAAGGUUGGGAUUUGAACAAUGGAGAUCAAAUCUCCUUCUGGUAUUCUAACUGGUCUCCAGAAGGAUGUCUCUCUACUGCCUAUCCCAGACUUUUUGCCAUCUCUAUCGACAAAGAAUCCUCAAUCAAGGAUGUGUGGAACUCAUACAGCAAUCAAUGGGAAAUUACUUUUAGAAGAAAGUUGAACGAUAGAGAGCUUAGUACAUGGCAGAAAAUUUUAGAGAAUCUUCCUAUUCCGAGAACUAACAGAGGACCAAGUAAACCUACCUGGAUUCCCGACAGCAAGAAAUUCUUCUCCAUCGCCUCUGCUAAAAGUUCAAAAACGGAGGAAGAAGACGGAUUCGUUCGAGAAGCUGAUCGGUUAAGAAGAGCUGCUAUAAAGGGCGACUGGAAGACUGCAAACUCCAUAAUUAGCAAAUAUCCAUCGGCUGUCACAUUGCAAGAAGACUGUUUUAUAACAGCUCUUCAUCUUGCUACUGUUUGUGACCAAUUCUCUUUUGUUGAAAAGUUGUUAAAACUUACCUCUGCAUCUGACUUAGCUGUCAAAGUUGAAGGAUUAACAGUUUUGACUUAUGUCGCUGCUUCAGGAGUUGUAAGAAUUGCUAAAUUAAUGGUUGACAAGAAUUGCCAACUUCCAAAUAUCAUUAAUGAUGAUAAAAAUUUCCCACUUUUAUUGGCGGUAGUUUUCAAACGCAAAGACAUGGUUUCCUUCCUAUUCGGCAAGACUAAUUUUGAAGCUCUAGAGACUAGUGGACAAAUUAAACUUCUCACGUUCACUCUCCUCGCUGAUUAUUAUGAUGUAGCUUUCCAGAUUUUAAAACUCAAACCUGAAUUAGCAAAGGAGAGGAAUGCAGAAGGUUACACAGCUCUCCAUGUACUAGCUUCCAAGCCAUCUGCAAUUAGUAGCAGCAAGGAGCUUAGCUCUUGGAAAAAACAUAUGAACUCCUGGUUCAAUGGAAUUUACAAUAAAGCUCUAAUGCAGACAUUAGCCCAUCAAAUUGUUGAUCUUUUAUGGAAUCAUGUUACAGAACAUCUUUCCCUAAAUGAGGUCGCAGAUCUAAUUGGAUCACCCACAUCAAUGUUGUUCGCUGCAGCAGAAGUUGGAAAUGUCGAGUUCCUGCUAAUAAUUUUUCGCCAAGAUCCACAAUUAGUAAUGCAUACUGUUAAGGAUAAUAAAGCAAGCAUAUUUCAUAUAGCAGUUCAAAAUCGACAAGAAAGUGUGUUCAGUCUUAUAUAUGAGAUAGGAGGGUUGAAGGAUGUUAUCGCCUUUAUGAAGGAUGAUAAAACUGAUUGCAACAUAUUACACUUAGCUGGAAUGUUAGCAGCUCCACAUCACUUGAGCAGAGUGUCAGGAGCAGCUUUACAAAUGCAACGAGAGCUUUUGUGGUUCAAGGAAGUAGAGAAAAUCGUUUAUAGCUACUAUACUGGAGAAAAAUGUAAGGGUCUUCCAAACCUUACUGGAGGGGAGACAAAAUUAUUAGAUCCCGCUGAUACACUCACACCUCGGCAACUCUUCUCAAGACAGCACAAACAACUACUAAAGGACGGCGAGGAGUGGAUGAAAAGUACGGCAAACUCAUGCAUGGUUGUGGCAACUUUAAUCACGACGGUGGUUUUUGCGGCGGCGUUCACAUUUCCCGGAGGCAACAAUGAUAAAGAUGGUACUCCUAUUUUCCGACAGAAUCAAGCAUUCACGGUGUUCAUAAUAUCAGAUGUUGCUGCUCUAGUAUUGUCUACAACUUCCAUACUCACCUUUUUGUCAAUUUUGACGUCGCGCUAUGCUGAAGAAGAUUUUUUGAUGUCGUUGCCAGGCAAGUUAUUGUUUGGGUUACUGACAUUGUUUGUUUCUAUUGCAUGCAUGGCGGUGGCUUUCAGCAUGACCUUCUUUAUUGCGUAUGAUAAAACAAACGCAAAGUUACCAUUGGCCAUUGCAGCAGUGACCGUCGUACCUAUUGGAUGUUUUUGUGUAUUUCACUUUAGACUCAUCGUUGAUAUAUUGCGAUCUGCUUAUUGGUCUUAUUUCUCUUUUAGAAAACGCAAUAUAAAGCUAUUUUAGUGCAA
Molecule: messenger RNA, 2396 nt
Organism: Cucumis melo (muskmelon)
Lineage: Eukaryota; Viridiplantae; Streptophyta; Magnoliopsida; Cucurbitales; Cucurbitaceae
Exons: 5
Coding region: 1-2391 (796 amino acids)
Molecular function (GO): protein binding
Source: RefSeq, a predicted model, not a curated record